Molecule: messenger RNA, 6693 nt
Organism: Echinops telfairi (small Madagascar hedgehog)
Lineage: Eukaryota; Metazoa; Chordata; Mammalia; Afrosoricida; Tenrecidae
Gene: TRIP12
Product: thyroid hormone receptor interactor 12
Exons: 42
Coding region: 126-6350 (2074 amino acids)
Biological process (GO): proteasome-mediated ubiquitin-dependent protein catabolic process; regulation of double-strand break repair; DNA damage response
Cellular component (GO): nuclear speck
Molecular function (GO): ubiquitin protein ligase activity; zinc ion binding
Source: RefSeq, a predicted model, not a curated record
CCAGUGCCGGCCUGACCCUGCUGAGUAGGCCACCCAUCUUCCUGCCUGGAGGGUGUCUUGACCUCAGACAGUUCAGUGAAUGGUAGUGUCUAGAAAGGGUAUGUCCCUUCAAGAGAGAGGUGCCAAUGUCCAACCGGCCUAAUAACAAUCCAGGGGGGUCACUGCGACGUUCACAGAGGAACACUGCCGGGGCCCAACUACAGGACGACGCCAUAGGAGGAAGGUCACAUUUAGAGCAGGCAAAACAUAAGGGAUCUAGCCCUCCUGAGAGUAGAAAAUGUAAUGCUAAUGCUAAGGCACCCAAAGGGCAGUCUAAUUCCACUUCUGAACUGUCAAGGGGACACCUUUCUCAAAGAAGCUGCAGUUCAUCCUCUGCUGUCAUAGUUCCACAACCUGAAGACCCAGACAGAGCCAAUACUUCAGAACGGCCCAAAACGGGGCAGGUGCCUAAGAAGGACAAUUCUCGAGGAGUGAAACGCAGCGCGAGUCCAGACUACAACCGGACCAGUUCACCAAGCUCUGCAAAAAAACCCAAAGCGCUGCAGCACACUGACUCUCCCACAGACACGAAGAAGCCACACAGCAAGUCCAAGAAGAGACAUUUAGACCAGGAGCCGCCACUGAAAUCUGCACAGUCACCAUCCACCAGCAAGGCUCACCCCCGGAAGAGCGGGGCUGCUGGGAGUUCACGGAGUCAGAAAAGGAAGCGGACGGAGACUUCUUGUAUAAAGAGUGGUUCUGCGUCGGAGUCAACUGGUGCCGAAGAAAGAGCUGCAAAACCACCCACCAAGCUGGCUUCAAAAUCAGCCGCCUCAGCCAAAGCUGGGUGUAGCACCAUCGCCGAGUCUUCUUCCACCGCCUCGACUUCCUCCUCGUCUUCGGCUGUCGCCUCGGCCUCCUCCACGGUGCCACAAGGUGCCCGGGUGAAACAAGGAAAAGACCAGAAUAAAGCCAGGCGUUCCCGCUCCGCAUCUAGCCCCAGUCCCAGAAGAAGUAGCAGGGAAAAGGAGCAGAGUAAAACUGGUGGCUCUUCAAAGUUUGAUUGGGCUGCUCGUUUCAGCCCGAAAGUCAGCCUUCCUAAAACAAAACUGUCUCUUCCAGGGCCGUCUAAGUCCGAGACCUCGAAACCUGGACCUUCUGGACUACAGGCCAAAUUAGCAAGUUUAAGAAAAUCUACCAAGAAGCGCAGCGAGUCCCCACCUGCUGAGCUCCCCAGUUUGCGGCGGAGCACACGCCAAAAGACCACGGGCUCCUGUGCUAGCACCAGUCGGCGAGGCUCUGGCCUGGGCAAAAGAGGAGCAGCUGAAGCUCGUCGACAGGAGAAAAUGGCCGACCCAGAGAGCAACCCGGAGACCGUCAACUCUUCAGCUGCACGGACAGACGAAGCUCCCCAAGGGGCUACAGCCUCCAGUUCUGUCGCAGGGGCCGUUGGCAUGACCACCUCUGGGGAGAGUGAAUCUGAUGAUUCCGAGAUGGGACGAUUACAAGCUCUGUUAGAGGCCAGGGGUCUUCCUCCUCAUCUGUUUGGUCCUCUUGGUCCUCGGAUGUCACAACUUUUCCACAGAACAAUUGGAAGUGGAGCCAGUUCUAAGGCCCAGCAGCUUCUUCAAGGACUACAAGCCACCGAUGAGAGUCAGCAACUUCAGGCUGUUAUCGAAAUGUGUCAACUGUUGGUCAUGGGCAACGAGGAGACCUUGGGAGGCUUUCCCGUCAAGAGUGUUGUUCCAGCUUUGAUAACAUUACUGCAGAUGGAGCAUAAUUUUGACAUUAUGAACCAUGCCUGUCGAGCCUUAACAUACAUGAUGGAAGCGCUUCCCAGGUCAUCUGCAGUUGUAGUGGAUGCAAUUCCUGUCUUUCUCGAAAAGCUGCAAGUGAUCCAGUGCAUUGAUGUGGCGGAGCAGGCCUUGACUGCCUUGGAAAUGCUGUCACGCAGACACAGCAAAGCCAUUCUACAAGCGGGUGGUUUGGCAGACUGUUUGCUGUAUCUAGAGUUCUUCAGCAUAAACGCCCAAAGGAAUGCACUCGCGAUUGCAGCCAAUUGCUGCCAGAGCAUCACACCAGAUGAAUUUCACUUUGUGGCAGAUUCUCUUCCGUUGCUCACCCAAAGGCUGACCCACCAGGACAAAAAGUCCGUAGAAAGCACUUGCCUUUGUUUUGCACGCCUGGUGGACAACUUCCAACAUGAGGAGAAUUUACUGCAGCAGGUUGCCUCCAAAGAUCUGCUUACAAAUGUCCAGCAACUCCUGGUAGUGACGCCGCCCAUUCUAAGUUCGGGGAUGUUUAUCAUGGUGGUCCGCAUGUUUUCUUUGAUGUGCUCCAACUGUCCACCCCUCGCCGUCCAGCUCAUGAAGCAAAGUUUUACAGACAUUGCAGAAACUCUUCACUUCCUGCUGUGCGGCGCCUCCAACGGAAGCUGUCAGGAGCAGAUCGACCUUGUGCCCCGCAGUCCUCAAGAGCUCUAUGAACUGACCUCCCUGAUCUGCGAACUCAUGCCCUGCCUGCCGAAGGAGGGCAUCUUCGCGGUGGACACCAUGCUGAAGAAGGGCAGCACUCAGAACACCGAUGGUGCCAUCUGGCAGUGGCGGGAUGACCGGGGCCUCUGGCAUCCAUACAACAGGAUUGACAGCCGCAUCAUUGAGGUAGCAGCCCAUCAGGUCGGUGAGGAUGAGAUAAGCUUGUCCACUCUGGGACGAGUUUAUACUAUUGAUUUUAAUUCUAUGCAGCAAAUCAAUGAGGACACGGGAACAGCACGUGCCAUUCAGAGAAAACCUAACCCCUUAGCCAACACUAACACUAGUGGAUAUUCAGAGUUAAAGAAGGAUGACGCUCGAGCUCAGCUUAUGAAAGAGGACCCGGACCUGGCUAAGUCUUUCAUUAAGACGUUGUUUGGUGUUCUUUACGAAGUGUAUAGUUCCUCGGCAGGACCUGCGGUCAGACAUAAGUGCCUUAGAGCAAUUCUUAGGAUCAUCUAUUUUGCGGAUGCUGAACUUCUGAAGGACGUCUUGAAGAACCAUGCUGUUUCAAGUCACAUUGCCUCCAUGCUAUCAAGCCAAGACCUGAAGAUAGUAGUUGGAGCACUGCAGAUGGCAGAAAUCUUAAUGCAGAAGUUACCUGAUAUUUUUAGUGUUUACUUCAGAAGAGAAGGUGUGAUGCAUCAAGUGAAAUACUUAGCCGAGUCCGAGUCUCUGUUGACGAGCCCACCAAAGGCUUGUACCAAUGGAUCCGGAACCUUGGGGUCCGCGACGUCAGUCAGCAGUGGAACAGCCACGGCUGCCACUAACGCAGCGGCCGACUUGGGGUCUCCCAGCCUGCAGCACAGCCGAGACGAUUCUCUAGAUCUGAGCCCUCAAGGUCGACUGAGUGAUGUUCUCAAGAGAAAGCGACUGCCCAAACGAGGACCAAGAAGGCCAAAGUAUUCACCUCCUAGAGAUGACGACAAAGUAGACAAUCAAGCCAAAAGCCCCACCACAACGCAGUCACCCAAAUCUUCUUUCCUGGCGAGCUUAAACCCCAAAACGUGGGGAAGGUUAAGUGCACAGACCAACAGCAACAAUAUCGAACCAGCACGUACUGCCGGCGUCAGUGGCCUUGCCAGGGCUGCCUCUAAGGACACCAUAUCCAAUAAUAGAGAAAAAAUUAAAGGCUGGAUUAAGGAGCAGGCACAUAAAUUUGUAGAGCGUUAUUUCAGUUCUGAGAAUAUGGAUGGGAGCAACCCUGCGCUGAACGUGCUGCAGAGACUUUGUGCUGCAACCGAACAACUCAACCUCCAGGUGGACGGUGGAGCCGAGUGCCUUGUAGAAAUCCGCAGCAUAGUCUCCGAGUCUGACGUCUCCUCCUUUGAGAUCCAGCACAGUGGCUUCGUGAAGCAGCUGCUGCUUUACUUGACAUCGAAGAGUGAGAAGGAUGCUGUGAGCAGAGAGAUCAGAUUAAAGCGGUUCCUCCAUGUGUUCUUUGCUUCCCCACUUCCUGGAGAAGAGCCUAUUGGAAGAGUGGAGCCAGUGGGGAAUGCACCUCUAUUGGCGUUAGUUCACAAGAUGAACAACUGCCUCAGCCAGAUGGAACAGUUUCCUGUCAAAGUACAUGACUUCCCCAGUGGGAACGGGACGGCAGGCAGCUUUUCUCUCAACAGAGGAUCACAAGCUUUAAAAUUUUUCAACACACAUCAGCUCAAAUGCCAGCUACAGAGACACCCAGACUGUGCCAAUGUGAAGCAGUGGAAGGGCGGGCCCGUCAAGAUUGACCCCCUGGCCCUGGUGCAGGCUAUCGAGAGAUACCUGGUUGUCAGAGGGUAUGGACGAGUCCGGGAAGAUGACGAAGACAGUGAUGAUGAUGGGUCAGACGAGGAGAUAGACGAGUCUCUGGCUGCUCAGUUCUUGAAUUCAGGAAACGUAAGACACAGGCUGCAGUUUCACAUUGGCGAGCACUUGCUGCCAUACAACAUGACCGUGUACCAGGCUGUGCGGCAGUUCAGUGUUCAGGCGGAGGACGAACGGGAGUCCACGGAUGAUGAGAGCAAUCCCCUGGGAAGAGCUGGCAUCUGGACAAAGACUCACACCAUAUGGUACAAGCCUGUUAGAGAGGAUGAAGAAAGCAGUAAAGAUUGUGUUGGUGGUAAACGAGGGAGAGCCCAAACAGCUCCAACAAAAACUUCGCCUCGCAACGCCAAGAAGCACGAUGAGCUGUGGCACGAUGGAGUGUGCCCAUCAGUGUCAAACCCUUUAGAAGUGUACCUUGUACCCGCACCACCUGAAAACAUCACCUUCGAAGACCCAUCCUUAGAUGUCAUCCUCCUCUUACGGGUUCUGCAUGCCGUCAGCCGAUACUGGUAUUACUUGUAUGAUAACGCAAUGUGUAAGGAGAUUAUCCCAACUAGUGAAUUUAUCAACAGUAAGUUGACUGCAAAAGCGAACAGGCAGCUUCAAGAUCCUUUAGUCAUCAUGACGGGAAACAUCCCCACGUGGCUCACAGAGCUGGGAAAGACUUGUCCAUUUUUCUUUCCUUUUGACACCCGGCAAAUGCUUUUUUACGUCACUGCGUUUGAUCGAGACCGAGCCAUGCAGAGACUACUUGACACCAACCCAGAAAUCAACCAGUCCGAUUCUCAAGAUAGCAGAGUUGCACCUCGAUUGGAUAGAAAAAAACGUACUGUGAACAGGGAGGAGCUGCUGAAACAGGCCGAGUCUGUGAUGCAGGAUCUGGGCAGCUCUCGGGCCAUGCUCGAGAUCCAGUAUGAGAACGAGGUUGGCACAGGUCUUGGGCCUACACUGGAAUUUUAUGCACUUGUAUCUCAGGAACUACAGAGGGCUGACUUGGGUCUCUGGAGAGGGGAAGAAGUGACUCUUAGCAAUCCAAAAGGAAGCCAAGAAGGGACCAAGUAUAUUCAAAACCUCCAGGGCCUGUUUGCACUCCCCUUUGGUCGGACAGCCAAGCCAGCUCAUAUCGCAAAGGUUAAGAUGAAGUUUCGCUUUCUGGGAAAAUUAAUGGCCAAGGCGAUCAUGGAUUUCAGAUUGGUGGACCUCCCCCUUGGCCUGCCCUUUUAUAAGUGGAUGCUGCGACAAGAAACUUCACUGACGUCACACGACCUGUUCGAUAUCGACCCAGUUGUAGCCCGAUCAGUGUAUCACCUCGAAGACAUUGUCAGACAGAAGAAGAGACUGGAACGAGAUCAAUCCCAGACCAAAGAGAGUCUCCAGUACGCGUUAGAAACCCUGACUAUGAACGGCUGCUCAGUGGAAGACCUAGGAUUGGAUUUCACUCUCCCAGGGUUUCCCAACAUCGAGCUGAAGAAAGGCGGAAAGGACACCCCCGUCACCAUCUACAAUUUAGAGGAGUAUCUCAGACUGGUUAUAUUCUGGGCAUUGAAUGAAGGCGUCUCCAGGCAGUUUGACUCAUUUCGAGAUGGGUUUGAAUCUGUCUUCCCACUCAGUCACCUGCAGUACUUCUACCCAGAGGAACUGGAUCAGCUCCUGUGUGGCAGUAAAGCAGACACUUGGGAUGCCAAGACGUUGAUGGAGUGCUGUCGGCCAGAUCACGGUUACACCCAUGACAGCCGAGCUGUGAAGUUCUUGUUUGAGACCCUUAGCGGCUUUGACAACGAGCAGCAGCGGCUGUUUCUGCAGUUUGUGACCGGCAGCCCCCGAUUACCUGUUGGAGGCUUCCGGAGUUUGAAUCCACCACUAACGAUUGUCCGGAAGACGUUCGAGUCCACAGAGAACCCUGAUGACUUCCUGCCCUCGGUGAUGACGUGUGUGAACUAUCUGAAGCUGCCAGACUAUUCGAGCAUUGAGAUCAUGCGCGAAAAACUGCUCAUCGCAGCUAGGGAAGGGCAGCAGUCCUUCCACCUGUCCUGAUCCCAGCCGGAGCCGGUCUGCCUGCUACAGCAAAAGAGACAAAACCACCACCACGGCUCUUUCCUAAGCGCUGUCAUCGAGUCAGGGAAACAAGCUACUUACGCCGUCUUGUAGGAGAACGACUUGCCGAUUGCAGAGGAGACACUUGGUUGAGAUCCAUUGAUGGCCCCAUGGACUUAAGUGAUCAGGCCCUAAAACGUUGUUGUCAUGAGGUUCCUUUAGCAAGUUCUUGUUUAAAUUAUCAUUUAUUUGACGAGUGAAGUUUUUAACUUGCUUUGCUGUGUGAAAUUUACAAAAGGGAUGUUUUCCAGGCUGGAACAAUAAAUGUCGCUGUGCAGUUUAA